UCAUAUUUAAAAGUGAGGCCCCCGGAGUGGUUGCUCGGUUUUCUGGGCUUGGGACAGACUAGAUUUGUGACUGGAAGGCUCGGGCUAGUGCGGGGCAGACCUCACCGUCAGUCACGGUUCCUGGGCGAUAGCCAUUUCCGCGGGCACGCAAGCACCCGGCAGGGGAGGAGGGCAUCCAGGUCCGCGAGCCGAGCCGCUCCAGGCCCCACUUCGCCCCAGUCCACGACCCGGCCUUCUUAGGGGACAGUGGCGUCUCUGCCGAAUUCAUCUGCGAAAGAUGAAAAGGGGAAGAACAUCCAGGUGGUGGUGAGAUGCAGGAGACCUCAGUGUCUUGAGGACAAACUGAAUUAACACAUGUGAAACACUUGGAACAACCAUUUAAUUUGACAGAGUGGAAAGCUAAUGCCCAUUUGGUAGUAGAAUGUGAUCAUGUGCGGAAGGAAGUUAGUGUUCGAACUGGAGGACUGGCGGAAAAAAGCUCAAGGAAAACAUACACUUUUGAUAUGAUGUGGCUGAACCAGCACUGGAAAAACCUUUACAAUGGAAGGUGAAAGGUCCCCUAAUGAAGAGUAUACUUGGGAGGAGGAUCCUUUGGCUGGUAUCAUUCCAUGUACUCUUCAUCAGAUUUUUGAGAAACUUACUGAUAAUGGUACUGAAUUUUCAGUGAAAGUGUCGCUGUUGGAAAUCUAUAAUGAAGAGCUCUUUGAUCUCCUUAAUCCAUCUUCUGAUGUUUCUGAGAGACUGCAGAUGUUUGAUGAUCCCCAUAGCAAGAGGGGAGUGAUAAUCAAAGGUUUAGAAGAAAUUACAGUACACAACAAGGAUGAAGUCUAUCAAGUUUUGGAGAAGGGGGCAGCAAAAAGGACAACCACAGCAACUUUGAUGAACGCCUACUCUAGGAAACUCUGAGUUCCUUGGAGUAUGCUCAUAGAGUAAAGAACAUAGUCAAUAAGCCUGAGGUUAACCAGAAACUCACCAAGAAAGCUCUGAUUAAGGUAAUUGUGAAUUUUUAUGGAGU
Cervus elaphus (red deer) is the source of this 1015-nucleotide messenger RNA. RefSeq names its product kinesin-like protein KIF11. NCBI's taxonomy places the organism in Eukaryota, Metazoa, Chordata, Mammalia, Artiodactyla, Cervidae. The record is from RefSeq and is a predicted model, not a curated record. Bases 541 to 906 code for a protein of 121 amino acids. Gene Ontology annotation, molecular function: ATP binding; plus-end-directed microtubule motor activity; microtubule binding. The transcript is spliced from 7 exons. Gene Ontology annotation, biological process: mitotic spindle assembly; microtubule-based movement. Gene Ontology annotation, cellular component: spindle microtubule; nucleus.